AUGCUGGGUCAAGGUAUUAGCAUUAUGACAACUGCGUCUCGAUUGACGUGGGGUUUUGCACGCGAUGGUGGCCUCCCAUUCAGUAACUACCUGACGCAUGUCGAUUCUUACUGGAAGGUUCCGGCACGGGCUCUCUGGGCUCAAGGUGCUAUCAUUUCUUUGGUGGGCCUGCUGUACUUCUUCACAGAUGCGGCCGUGGAAGCAGUGGUCAGCGUCUCCACAAUCGCUUUGACUAUAUCAUACGCGCUGCCGAUAUUCGCCAUUGUCAUUUUUGGAAUGUCUGAUAUUCCCCUUCAUUCAUUUUCUCUUGGACGCUUCCGCCCAAUUAUCAACUGGGUUGGACUCAUAUACUGUUGCGUUACUACGGUAUUUUUCUUGUUCCCUGGCUCCCCGUCCCCUACAAUUGUCACAAUGAACUGGGCUAUUGUCGUCUUUGGGGCGAUGCUAGUUUUUGCAAUUAGCUUUUGGUUCACCAAAGGGAAUCGCACUUACCUGCGGACAGAUGGUGCCUUGGGAGAGAUGUUUCGGGCUGCCCAAUUGGAAGCCCUGCAUAGGCAGUGA
Penicillium daleae is the source of this 561-nucleotide messenger RNA. RefSeq lists its product as uncharacterized. The record is from RefSeq and is a predicted model, not a curated record. Gene Ontology annotation, molecular function: transmembrane transporter activity. Gene Ontology annotation, biological process: transmembrane transport. Lineage: Eukaryota; Fungi; Ascomycota; Eurotiomycetes; Eurotiales; Aspergillaceae. The coding region runs from base 1 to 561 and encodes 186 amino acids. Gene Ontology annotation, cellular component: membrane. The transcript has a single exon.